AUGGCGUCGCCUCAACCUGCCGCGUCGUUGGCUGGCGCCUCGCGCGCUCAGCCCUCCCCCGCCCCAUCUACCGCCCCGGGCGGGCCCUCGCCCGACUCGUCGCGUGGCCUGCGCGCCCGCAAGCUGUCCAUCAGCACCCGCUCCCCGACCUCGACCGCGUUCGCCUCGGCAUCCUCCUCGCAGCAGCGCUCCCCGCCCGCGCUCGCGCAGCAACCCGAUGUCGGCCUCGGCCUCAUGCUCGACGACGCGGCCAACGGCGGCACCUCGAGCACCCGCUCGAGCAUCGACAGCGGCGUCGGCGUUCUCGGCCGUUCACGCGCGAGCAGCAUCGGCGGCGUCGAGCAGGCGGCCGCGAGCGGCGAGGCCGAGGGCUUGUUCAAGGCGGCGGCCAGCCCCGACGCGUCGAAUCGCUCGCGCACCUUGGCCCCGAGCACGGUCACGGUGUCCUCGGGCAGCACCGCCACGCCUCUCCCCAUCUACACCGGCUCGCCCGUCCCGACGUCCUUCCCUCCCUCCCCCGUUCCUUCCCCGGGCCCCGGCCGCACCUUCUCGCCCUCACCUUCGCACCAGGCCAUCACUUUCGGCCCGGUCGCCACGACCUCGCACGGCCCCGCGUCGGUCCCCGUCACGCGCUCGCCGUCGUACGCGUCGGUCGUCGGCUCGCUCGACAUGCAGCGCUCGCGCUCGGGCGGGUCCGACAUCCACUCGCGCCAGCAGUCGCUCACGUCGGCGUGCGCUCCGGUCACGUCGAGCGUCCUCAACACGCCCAAGACGGACGUCGGCGCCUUCUCGCCCCAGGUCGGCGGCGGCGGCGGCAGCGCGCGCAACAGCUUCACGAGCUGGCGCUCGUACGACUGGGGCGCCGCGGCGUCCGAGAAGGCGUACAGCAGUGACGAGGACGUGCGCGAGGGCUCGAAGCGCAAGCCGGUCGCCGAGCCCGAGACGACGCUCGCCAAGGUCCUCGCCCUGCCGUCCUCGCUCCUCGCCUUCUUCCUCCGCCCGCUCCAGAGCGCCCCAGGGCUCCAGCGCGGCACCCUGUCGCCUCCAAUGAGCGCGUCCGCCAAGAGCGGCGCCGGCUCGCCCGCCAAGCGGUACCCACUCCCGAUCCGCCUCCUCACCAUCGCCUACCUCCUCUUCUCCCUCCUCUACUUCUCACUCUCCCUCUCGCGCUCCCUCGUCUCGCCGCCGCCCUCAGCGGCGGCGUCGGACACGGCCUCGUCGUCGCGGCUCGCCGUGCUGCGGGCGAAGCUCGGCGCGCGUGCCGGAGCCGGACCCGAGGGGUGGCAGCUCGUGCGCGAGUACGCCGACGGCCUGAGCGCCAAGGCGGGCAUCGAUCUUCCGUGGACGUCGGGCAAGGGUGUGGGAGAGGGCGUCGCGGCGGGCGAGGGCGAGGACGCGAGCGAGGAGGACGCGUGGCUCCCCGUGCGCCGGAUCGGCCACCCGGACAAGCCUGCGUCGGCGCUCAAGAUGCAGACGCCCAACGGCAACCCGCUCACGGCCUUCACGCACACGUACCGCUUCUCCAAGAUGCACGACAAGGCGCACUGGGACCUGCACGACGAGAUCGUCCCGUUCGCCUUUGCCGCCACCGCCGAGCCCGACAAGGACGACGUCACGGCGUGCAUGUACUCGAACGAGGCGUGGCUCUCGACGCUGCCUUCGUUCGUCCGCAACUGGCGCGGCCCGGUCUCGCUCGUGUUCGAGACGACGCACUCGCGCCUCGACUCGGCCGCCCGCACGGCCCUCCUCGGCACGAUCGCCGCCCUUCGCGCCGCCGACCCGCUCGUCGAGCAGUUCGUCGACUUCCACCUCGUCGGCGCCCCGUCGUCGCUCGCCGACCGCACGCUUGCCAAGACGCGCGAGCGCAUGAUCUACAAGCCGCUCGCGCGCAACUACCAGGUCAACCUCGCGCGCUUCUUUGCGCCGACCGACAUCGUCUUCCUUGCCGGCGACGCGCGUGUCACGCCCUCGAGCGGGCUUCGUCGUCGCCUCACGGACCGCAGCCUGCGCGACCGCGUCCUGUCGCACGGCGACGCCAUCGUCGUCCCGACCUUUGGGUUCGUGCGCGACCCGACCGGCGGGCCGAGCCCGAUCUCGAGCGUCGCAGAGCUGCGCACCGAGCUCGGCAUCACCGACGAGUUCGACCCGGCCGACUCGUUCAACGGCGUGUCGGCGGAGGAGUUCGAGCCGCUCGCGGCCGAGCACGUGCACCAGCUCGUCGAGACGCUCCCGCUCGCCCAGGACGAGUGGCCGGCGCGCAAGCAGCAGCUCGUGCAGCUUGUCAACACCCGCAUGCCGUCGAGCGACAACCCGACGUCGGCGCAGCUCGCCCUGUUCGACCGCCGGUGGGACGUCAACCACGGCCCGUCCAACUGGUACCUGUGGCGCAAGUCGGCGUCGGACCCUCGCCUCGGCGACGAGGCGACGUCGGGCGGUGGCGCCGGCAUCGGCGUCGACGGCGGCGUUGGCGGCGGGCGCGACCUGUACCGCGUCGUCGACUACGACCUGCACUACUCGCCGCUCGUCGUCGUCAGCAAGAAGGGCCAGCCGUGGUGCACCGAGCGCUUCGACGACGUGCGCGCGAGCUGCGUCUACCAGAUGUACCUCUCGGGCGCCGAGAUGUGGGUCGUCCCGGACGAGUGGGCGUACACGCUCGAGGUGCUCGAGAAGCGGCCUGAGGGCGAGAAGGAGGACCCGGCCGACAAGCUCAAGGAGUCGAUCUCGUCGCGCCUGUACGGCAAGUUCCACCAGGAGGCGUGCAUGCACUAUGGGCGCGAGUUCCUCUCGGUCGGCAUGUGGGACUCGGACAAGGCGCAGCAUCUGCGCGAGACGUGUGCGCGCACGCUUGGCAGCUGGGGCAUGGGCUCGGCGUGAUCGUCGAGUCGAGUCGUCGUCCCUUCCCUCUCGCCCUCGUUCAUCGCCUCCCGUCGCCUCGCUCGUUCCUCCUCGUCGUUCCUCCCUCGUCCUCUCGCAUCGCACCCUCUGCAUCCCCCUCUGUGUCUUAUUGCCCAACUCGACCUGUCGCACACCCCCUUUCGCAACCUCGCUCUUUGCCUCGCCGCACCUAGACGUGCCCAACUCCCUCUCGAUCUAUCGCCUCCUCUCGUUCGCCUUCCUCCCUCACUCUUUUUGCACACAUCCUCCACCGUGAUACCCCCCCCAAUACCUCGCUGUUUGCGCCCCCUUUGGCCCAAGUCCGCCUCCUUCCUCUCGCCGCCAGUUGACCUGGCGCCGCCUUGAUGGCUCGCCGCUCCUCGCUGCACGCACCCUCCUCUUUGCCUCUCGUCGACGCAAUGUACAAGGUGUGCACG
Rhodotorula graminis WP1 is the source of this 3311-nucleotide messenger RNA. RefSeq lists its product as uncharacterized. The coding region runs from base 1 to 2874 and encodes 957 amino acids. The transcript has 4 exons. The record is from RefSeq and is a predicted model, not a curated record. NCBI's taxonomy places the organism in Eukaryota, Fungi, Basidiomycota, Microbotryomycetes, Sporidiobolales, Sporidiobolaceae. Gene Ontology annotation, molecular function: xylosyltransferase activity; glucuronosyltransferase activity. Gene Ontology annotation, biological process: protein O-linked glycosylation via mannose.